AUGGCAUCGUCGGCACUACAGCAGAACGGCGCUGCCGCUGCGCUACAGGGGCCGACGUUGCCUCCAAAUGCAUCUCGACUUCCACAGACGGCGCAGCUGGAUGCGCUGCUGACCAUCAUACGCGACGCCUCGACACCUCGCUCCGACUUCAUCUUUUAUUCGGACCGCAUCAUCCGACUUUUGGUCGAAGAAGGUCUCAACCACCUGCCUACGCUACCGCAGACAGUCAUGACGCCGACCGGAUUCGAAUACUCGGGCGUCUCGUUCCAAGGUCGAAUUUGCGGAGUCUCGAUUCUUCGCGCUGGCGAGGCAAUGGAAGCGGGCCUACGCGAGUGCUGCCGCAGCGUACGAAUCGGCAAGAUUCUGAUUCAACGAGACGAGGAGACGGCCAAGCCCAAGCUGUUCUAUGCCAAGCUGCCGGAAGACAUUGCGGAACGAUGGGUAUUGCUACUGGAUCCCAUGCUUGCCACUGGUGGAAGCGCCAUCAAGGCUAUCGAAGUUCUGAUCGAGAACGGCGUAAAGGCGGAGCGCAUCCUCUUUCUGAAUCUCAUUGCAAGCCCCGAGGGUCUGAACAACAUGUACUCAAAAUUCCCACAGGUCAAAGUGAUCUCGGCUUGGGUGGAUGAGAGGUUGGACGAAAAGUCUUACAUCAUCCCUGGUCUGGGUGACUACGGCGACCGAUACUACAGCGGAUGA
Mycosarcoma maydis (corn smut) is the source of this 696-nucleotide messenger RNA. Its product is annotated as putative uracil phosphoribosyltransferase. The transcript has a single exon. The record is from RefSeq and is a predicted model, not a curated record. Lineage: Eukaryota; Fungi; Basidiomycota; Ustilaginomycetes; Ustilaginales. The coding region runs from base 1 to 696 and encodes 231 amino acids.